Molecule: messenger RNA, 1566 nt
Organism: Nannochloropsis gaditana CCMP526
Product: nad-dependent epimerase dehydratase
Exons: 1
Coding region: 1-1566 (521 amino acids)
Source: RefSeq, a predicted model, not a curated record
AUGACGUACGAAUACGUACAUCAACGUCAGCAGCACGACAGCAGCUCCGACAUGGACACAGCCCUACUGGUGCCUGAUGUCACAAGCAUCCCCAUGCCUUUACGAGCAGAAUCUCUUCGUAAACUCGAGGUAGUGGGGUCCUGCAACGGCCUCGCCUCGACCCAGCAAGCCUCAGGGGCCUCUGACACGGGCGAGGGGGGAAACCGGCGCAGCUCUCCUGCUUUCUCGGCAGCCACAAGCCGCGCAGACAAAGCAGAGAAUGUUGGGGAAGAGAACGACGAUCAGUCCCGGACAUCGGGCUCCGAUCUGGUCCCCACCACCACAGACGACAGCGACGAAGAGGACACCUCCUCGCUCGCCACGGACGAGACGCCCGACCACCUGCAGCGACACGCUGACUCCUUCUUGAGUGUGGACCGUGGUUCUCUGCUCGCUCCUCCCGUGGAGGGCGGGAAGAAAGUCCUGGUCACGGGCGGGGCCGGAUUCGUAGGUAGCCACGUGGCGGACCAUCUCUUGAGCCGCGGGGACGCCGUCGUCGUGGUGGACGAGUUCAACGACUACUACGACACCUCCUUGAAGCGCGCCAACGUCGCCCACCUCCUGGCCAAGCAUGGGUCGGCGCGUUUGCGGGUGGUGGAGGCGGACAUAUGCGACGCGCAUGCGAUGGAACAACUCUUCAUCACAGAGCGGCCCCGUCACGUGGUGCACAUGGCGGCGCGUGCUGGGGUGCGGCCGUCCAUCGAUGAUCCUUUCAUCUACAUCCACAGCAACAUGCUCGGGACCACGCGCUUGCUGGAACUGGCGCGCAUCCACGGCAACGACUGCUUCGUGUGGGCGUCGAGCAGCUCGGUGUAUGGGGGGUCGAGCCUGGAGGAGUUCGGCGAGGACGACUACGUGGACAACCCGGUCUCUCCCUACGCGGCCACCAAGAAGGCCUGCGAGCUCAUGACCCACACCUACCACUCGCUCUACAAGAUGAACGUGACCGGCUUGCGCUUCUUCACGGUGUACGGCCCCCGGGGCCGGCCCGACAUGGCGCCCUUCAAGUUCGUGGACCGCGUCUCCCGCGGGCUGGAGAUCCAGCAGUUUGGAGACGGAUCCUCCUCCCGGGACUACACCUACAUCGACGACAUCGUCGACGGCGUGGUGCGUGCCCUGGACCGGCCGUUGGGCUACCAGAUUUUCAACCUGGGCAACGGCUCGCCGUACCGCUUGUCGGACUUUAUCCGCCUGGUGGAGAAAAACGUGGGAAAAGCGGCGGUGAUCAAAGUCCUGCCGGAUCAGCCGGGGGAUGUGCCUAGGACGUGCGCGAACAUCAGCAAAGCCCAAGAGCUGCUGGGUUAUCAGCCCAAGGUGUCGUUCGAAGAAGGGAUCGCGAGGACUGUCGAUUGGUACAAGGGUUGGAGGGCAGAGAAGAGCAUGGAGGCGGAGAAAGAGGAGAAGAAAACCGGGGAGGGAAAAGCGGGAAAGAAGGCGGAUAAGAGCACGAAAGGCGUGCAGCCGGGAAAUAUGGCGCGCGUAGCGUCGGCGGCCUCGGUCUUCAGCCAGGGAGGCUUGAGCGGUUAG